AUGAAGAAUUCCACAAAUGAAACUAACAACGACAGCCCAAAAGAUGAACAACACCAACCAAAACUGAAGUUAGAAAUCAAAAUGAUGGGAGUCAUAACAAACUGCAAUUUCUAUAUCCCAGAUGCAACUGGAGACAUCAAUGGUAUGGCUUUCCGUAUGGCUUAUAAGGCUGCCUUGGAUUCCAAGAAUAACAAAGAUUUAUGUGCUUGUAUUGCUUCUAUGUUAUGCUCUGUCGUUCCUGGAUUUAAAACCAACAUCGAGACAGCACUGCAUGAAAUAUGCAUCAAGCCUCAUUUCAUUAGUUUGCCAUCCCAGGCUGAUGAAAACAAAAUAAUGGAUUCCGAGCUUCCUCCAUUGGACUGGCCUUCCAUCCUUGUAAUGUUUGGAUAUUGUAUCCUUCUUCUUUUCGAGCUUAAAUAUACUUUAUCAGUUGGUUAUGACAUUCAUAUAGUAAGUUGUAUUCGUAGUCUGAAAACUGCAGCUAAAUGCGACCCAAACAGCAAACUCGGUAUCCCUUUUGAUAGAACAAAAGCAGAUUCAGUUUACGCAAUGCUUUUUUCCCGUCAACUUCAAGAAACUGUAAAGAAAUCCUUGAUCUCCAACAACAAUCAUACAAAUUCACAAGUUUCUAGUUUGUUCAAAUAUUUGAUUGCCAUAUUACGUUAA
Messenger RNA from Vicia faba (fava bean), 666 nucleotides. Lineage: Eukaryota; Viridiplantae; Streptophyta; Magnoliopsida; Fabales; Fabaceae. The record is from the annotation of a GenBank genome assembly.